Sorex araneus (European shrew) is the source of this 1194-nucleotide messenger RNA. RefSeq names its product MOB kinase activator 2 (gene MOB2). The record is from RefSeq and is a predicted model, not a curated record. Gene Ontology annotation, biological process: positive regulation of protein phosphorylation; signal transduction. Gene Ontology annotation, molecular function: protein kinase activator activity. Gene Ontology annotation, cellular component: cytoplasm; nucleus. The transcript is spliced from 5 exons. The coding region runs from base 69 to 758 and encodes 229 amino acids. NCBI's taxonomy places the organism in Eukaryota, Metazoa, Chordata, Mammalia, Eulipotyphla, Soricidae.
GCGAGUGUUUACUUCCGGCCGCCCGGGCCGAGGCCGAGCGUGUGGGCGCGGGCGGGGGCCCCGCAGCCAUGGACUGGCUCAUGGGGAAGUCCAAAGCCAAGCCCAACGGGAAGAAGCCUGCAGCCGAGGAGAAGAAGGUGUACCUGGAGCCCGAGUACACCAAGGCCAGGGUCACUGACUUCGCCUUCAAGGAGUUGGUGGUGCUGCCCCGAGAGAUCGACCUCAACGAGUGGCUGGCGAGCAACACGACAACGUUCUUCCACCACGUGAACCUUCAGUAUAGCACCAUCUCCGAGUUCUGCACCGGGGAGGCCUGCCAGACCAUGGCCGUGUGCAACACGCAGUACCACUGGUACGACGAGCGGGGCCGGAAGGUCAAGUGCACGGCGCCCCAGUAUGUGGACUUCGUCAUGAGCUCCGUGCAGAAGCUGGUCACCGACGAGGACGUGUUUCCCACCAAGUACGGGCGGGAGUUCCCCAGCUCCUUCGAGUCGCUGGUGAAGCGGAUCUGCAGGUACCUGUUCCACGUGCUGGCCCACAUCUACUCGGCCCACUUCAAGGAGACGCUGGCCCUGGAGCUGCACGCCCACCUCAACACGCUCUACGUGCACUUCAUCCUCUUCGCCCGAGAGUUCAACCUGCUCGACCCCAAAGAGACCGCGGUCAUGGACGACCUCACAGAGGUGCUGUGUAGCGGGGCCGGCGGGGACGGGGCCGGCACGGGCGCAGGGGCACAGAACCACGUGAAGGAGAGGUGAGCCCCGGCCCCGGCGCGCGUGUGCAGAGACGGUGACGGGGCCGCGUGUGCGCACACGCGCGGGGCGUGCUCGGCAGGAGGCCUGCGAGGGGUCGCCAGCUGCACUGACGGCCCCGGUGUGCAGGAAGCCGUGGGGCCCGGCUGCCAGACAUGGGGGCUCUCCACGCUCUCGCGGUUCAUCGGAGGACGCACAUGGCCCCGGGGGCUGGCUCCGUGGCGUCUGCUUGGACGUUUUCAGGCGCUCCCCCCUCCUUCCCCAGCCUCGCCUGGAUCUGACUCUUGGUGGCCAGGGCCCACUGCCCUGGUCUCUCCCCCGGACGGCCUCUGUCCACGAACGUGCGGGGCCCAGGGCCUCGUGUGGGGCCGGUGGCCUGGAGGGCGGGCAGCACGCUUGCUCCACUCACCUGCUUGGUGGGAAUAAAAAGAAUCCUGUCAGG